UGAAUAACCCUAUACCUUCCAACCUGAAGUCAGAAGCUAAAAAGGCAGCUAAAAUAUUACGAGAAUUUACAGAAAUAACUUCCAGAAAUGGACCUGAUAAAAUCAUACCUCCUCAUGUAAUAGCUAAAGCCAAAGGCCUUGCAGUUUUGUCCGUUAUCAAAGCUGGAUUUUUGGUGACUGCUCGAGGCGGAAGUGGAAUUGUAUUAGCUCGUCUUUCUAAUGGAACCUGGUCUGCUCCUUCUGCAAUAGGAAUUGCUGGCCUUGGUGGUGGAUUUGAAAUUGGAAUUGAGGUUUCAGACUUAGUGAUUAUAUUGAAUCAUGAAAGAGCAGUAGAAGCUUUUGCCAAAGGAGGAAAUCUUACACUUGGAGGAAAUCUUACUGUGGCAAUUGGACCUCUGGGGAGAAACUUAGAAGGGGAUGUUGCCCUGAGAAGCUCUGCUGCUGUCUAUACAUACUGCAAAUCUCGAGGACUGUUUGCAGGUGUAUCUCUGGAAGGAACCUGUUUAAUUGAAAGGAAAGAAACAAAUCGCAAGUUUUAUGGGCAGGAUAUUCGUGCUAGUGCCAUCUUGCUUGGUGAUGUGCCUUUUCCUGCUCAAGCAGAAGAUCUUUAUGAAACUCUAGCAUCCUUCACUGAAGUAUAUGAAAAUGAAGAGCAAAAAAAUAAUCCAGGAAAAGCUGUAAAUGACCCACCUGCUAGACCAUCAUCAAGACCAGAGCCACCUAAACCCACUGUUAGACCAACACCACCAGCUAAAAAGAAUACAAACAAACUUUAUCCUGAGCUUCCAAAUGAUUAUGCCUCUGUGGGUAACUCUUGGAGUAAUCCAGUAGAAGUGACAGCACUUUAUUCAUUUGAAGGACAACAACCAGGUGAUUUGACUUUCAAAGCUGGAGACAAAAUUACAGUCACAACCAAAACAGAUUCCCAGUUUGAUUGGUGGGAAGGAAGAAUAGGAGGACAAACUGGCAUCUUUCCAGCCAAUUAUGUUGCCAUAAGUAACAACUAA
Messenger RNA from Cariama cristata (Red-legged seriema), 1007 nucleotides. RefSeq names its product SH3 and SYLF domain containing 1 (gene SH3YL1). Gene Ontology annotation, cellular component: ruffle membrane. The annotation marks the transcript as partial. Gene Ontology annotation, molecular function: protein binding; phosphatidylinositol binding. Lineage: Eukaryota; Metazoa; Chordata; Aves; Cariamiformes; Cariamidae. The record is from RefSeq and is a predicted model, not a curated record. The transcript has 9 exons.